GCCGGGCCGUACCGUACCCCUGUAACCUCCCCCUUGUCCCGCAGCGCUGCUCGUGCGGCCCGUGGAGAAGGAGCCCGUGGUGGCCCAGAUGCUGCGCAUAAUGCAACUCCUGUCGCAGGUUGAGGAAGGCGAGAACCUCGAUUGCACCUUCGAUAAGGACUCAGAGCUCACCCCUCUGGAAUCAGCAAUUGGUGUCCUGGAGCUCAUUCAGAAAGAAUUCUCUGUGGCUGAGAAGACAAUGGAAACUGUUCAGAAAAUGGUGAAGGAAGCGGCUGUUAUUGUCUGCAUCAAAAACAGAGAGUUUGACAAAGCUUCAAAAAUCGUCAAGAGGCAUAUGGGGAAGGAGCCCAAAAGCCAGAAAAAGAGGAGCGAGUUGCUGACCAUCAUCCGGGAGAAGAAUUUCGCUCAUCCAAUGGUCAAAAACUUCUCUUACAAGGACUUUCAGCAGAGCGUGUUUCAGUUCAUUAAGACCUAUGUGGACGAUUCAGAGCCGCUGCUGCUAACGAUAAUGAAAAAGACUUUGAACUCAGAAUGUGCCAAAGAACCAAAAUACCCAUCGGUGACUCCAGAGUCUGCAAAUGGGCCAAAGGACCAGGCAGUGGCUCCAGAGCACCCGGGGAGGGCCCAGGGCCCAGCAGGAGCUCCAGAGCCUGCGGAAAUGACGCAAGACCUGGAGGGAGCUCCCAACCCUGCAGAAAGGGCAGGGGACCCCGCAGCAGCUCCCGAGCCUGUGGAAGGAGCUACCGACCCAGCAGCAACUCCUGAGCAUCUAACAGCAGCGGUUAAUACCUUGGAAGAUGCUUCAGAGUCUAUGGAAGUAUCUAAAGAACCAGCAGCAGCAGCUCCAGAACACCCAGGAGUGUCCUUCAGGGACUCGGAAAGGCAGCCCUCUGGAACUGUAACUGCGUAUGGGAUUUCUGUUCUGAGAGAAGCUUUCAAGAUCCUGUCGGACUCCCAGGAUUCUGACGCGCUCUUCAACAAACUGGACGAAACAGACUUUUCUUUCCCCAAGCAACUGUCUCCUUCUGUAUCCCACAGAACCAAGAGACGGAAAGAAGAGGAGAAUCAAGAUUCUGAGAUCUCAGGCCCUCCUAAAAUACCCCAUAAGGGCAAACGCUUGUUGACCAUAAGCAAACUGGUCAUGGAGCAAGACAGCCAGUACAGCGAGUCGAGUGAGAGCCCCGACUCUUCCCAGGAGCCAGUUGUAUCUUCUGCUUCCAGACCUGUUCAGAAAUUGCAUGACCAGCCUGUAUCUACUAAGAGCACCAAGUCCUUCCAAGGAAGGUGGAACAGCUCGUAUGGCGACGAAGAAAAAGACAGUUGGAGUGAGGAGGAUGAGCUCUUCUCGGACGCGGCGUCACUUGGGACAAACAGCCACAACACGACAGUCUUCGGUUCCAAGAAACAGAAAUGGACAAUCCAGGAGAGCGAGUGGAUCAAAGAGGGUGUCAAGAAGUUUGGAGAAGGGAGAUGGAAGGCCAUUUGCCAGAAAUACCCCUUCCAGAACCGCACGGCAGUGAUGAUCAAGGAUCGCUGGCGGACCAUGAAAAAGCUGGGAAUCCUCUAAAGUUGGGAGCCAUGGGACUUUCAGUCCAAAAAAAUUGUUAUUUUUCUUUGGAAAGAUGGACCAGAGCAAUAGUAGCGGGGAGGCUGCUGUGCUUGUCCCUGAUGUGUGCUGGGGCCGGCGCGGUGAGCCCCCCUGGUUCCUGGUCCCUGAGACUGCUGCGGCAAACGGAAACCACGUCUGACAAGAACCAAGGAGCCUUGCGUCUCGAGUUGUAGCUGCAAAGUUUAGGUCUUCUGCAGUUGGCAGAAGCUGUGCAGGCUGGUGGCACAGCCUUGGAAACAGCCGGGAUUGGGACUCCCUUUUCCAUGAGACAGCUGCAGCCUUUGUAGAGCGAACUGCAACCUGGUGGGCUGCUGAAAAGAAUUUUCCUCUGCUCAGAUGCUGUCAAAUGGUGGCAGGAUGAUCCCUUCAGGGGCUAUUUUUAUGUGUUUUAAUUGUCUAAACUGUGAAUUGCUUGUUUCAUCUGUUUGCACUCAGUCUCUUGUGGGAGAGAGAGACAGCACGUGGUCCCAGAGCUUCUGGGGAGAAGAGACGACUUAGGCAAGGUGAUCUGCUUUGAUUUUUUUUUUUUUUCCUCCCCUACACUUCUUUUCUGCUUUGUACAUGGCUAGUCUGUGAGUGGGAAUUUCUCCUUCCCAGCUCUGAGGCUUUAAAAACAUUGUUUUUCUUUGUUUCAGUACUUACGU
This is a messenger RNA of Egretta garzetta (little egret), 2253 nucleotides long. RefSeq names its product telomeric repeat binding factor 2 (gene TERF2). Gene Ontology annotation, biological process: regulation of telomere maintenance via telomerase; negative regulation of telomere maintenance via recombination; protection from non-homologous end joining at telomere. The coding region runs from base 89 to 1567 and encodes 492 amino acids. The transcript is spliced from 9 exons. Gene Ontology annotation, cellular component: chromosome, telomeric region; shelterin complex; nucleus. NCBI's taxonomy places the organism in Eukaryota, Metazoa, Chordata, Aves, Pelecaniformes, Ardeidae. The record is from RefSeq and is a predicted model, not a curated record. Gene Ontology annotation, molecular function: protein homodimerization activity; G-rich strand telomeric DNA binding; telomerase activity.